AAAAUUGUCUUGGUGGAAGGUGAGGUGGGACCAACGGUAUUCGAGAGCCAACCGACCAAUUCUGCUGCAGAUGCUAAGGCAGAUCAGGAUGACGAUGAGCAUUUAGUGGGGCCUUUUGCUUCCAGCGCCAAGCAACGCUUUCUCGAGAGGCAGAAGGAGGCUGAAGAGGCUGGUAAGAAGAAGUCCACGCCGGGUAUUAUCGACAUAUGGAGCGAGAUGCCACAGGAAAGCGGAGUGUUCGAGAAUGUGCCAGCGGCGCGCAAGGAGGGUAUCAUUGUCUCCGGCACGUAUUCAGACGAGGAGGAGGAAGAUGAAGAUGAUGAAGAGGAGUAA
Molecule: messenger RNA, 333 nt
Organism: Hydatigera taeniaeformis
Lineage: Eukaryota; Metazoa; Platyhelminthes; Cestoda; Cyclophyllidea; Taeniidae
Source: the annotation of a GenBank genome assembly